AUGAAUUUAGAAUUAUUAGACCCCUGGGAACAAGAGUACCCACAAAUUAUUGAAGAGACAUUAGAAGACGGCUAUGUGUUGAAUUGCAAAUUCAAUCGACGCGGCACAUUACUAGCAGCUGGCUGUUUGGAUGGACGCUGUGUUGUGUGGGACUUUGACACCAAGGGUGUGUCACGGAAUUUAGUGGGGCAUGUCAAACCUGUCGCCAGUAUAAGUUGGUCACACAACGGUAGGUACCUACUGUCUGCUUCAAAAGAUUGGACUUGUAUCUAUUGGGAUUUAGUACUUGGCACAAAGAAGGUCAAGGUUCGAUUUGAUACACCUUUGAUGAUGGCACACAUGCACCCAAAAGACAAUAAUCGAUUUGUGGCAGCGUUAUUUCAAGAAAAUCCUGUCAUUGUGGAUAUAAAUGGAAACGAUAUCAAGAAAACAGUAGUGCCGACUGAACCUGAGGAUAAAGAUGAAUCAAUCAAGCCGUCAGCAUUUUUUGUCACAGCAGUUGCUUGGAACAAGACAGGAAACAAGUUAUACACAGGUACAUCCAAAGGGUAUCUUAACAUUAUCGAUGUUGCAACAAAUAAAAUCAUUUAUACAACCCGAAUUGGCAGUACAACAAUAAAAAGCAUCGUAUGGAGUAGGAAUGGACGUGAUAUGCUGAUUAAUGCAAAUGACCGUGUCAUACGAUAUUUCCGAGUGGAUGAUAAAACAGGUAUCCCCAAGCUGCGUAACAAAUUUCAAGAUUUGGUCAACCGCAUACAAUGGAGCCAGUCUUGCUUUAGUGCAGAUGGUGAGUUUGUGAUUGGUGGCUCAGGACAUAAAGCCGAACAUAAUAUUUACAUUUGGGAUAAAAAUAUGGGAAACCUUGUGAAAAUUCUAGAGGGACCCAAAGAGCCAUUGGACGAUAUUGCUUGGCAUCCUGUGCGACCCAUCAUUGGAUCCGUAAGCAGUUUUGGCAAUAUCUACAUUUGGACAGCGAAACACGAAGAAAAUUGGAGUGCAUUUGCACCUGAUUUUAUUGAGUUGGAGGAGAAUUUGGAGUACGAAGAAAAGGAAGAUGAGUUCGAUAUUGUGCCCGAUGAUGAGAAGACCAAGCGUAAACAGGUGGAUGAGGAUACAUCAGUGGAUGUGACGACCUGUGAUAGUAUACAAGCUUUUCUAGAUUCGGAUGAAGAGGAGGACAGAGAUGAGGUAUUUUAUCUGUCCUCUUUACCCUUUGAAGAUGAUGAAAACGAUAUACAUACCAGUCAUGACGAGGAAUAUGCAAAGAAAUCCUUCAUAUUGAUGAAUAUGAAGAAGAAAAAGUUUGACGGAACAGACGACAGAGCCAAAAAAGCAUUAAAGAAGUAUUGA
Molecule: messenger RNA, 1350 nt
Organism: Mucor mucedo
Lineage: Eukaryota; Fungi; Mucoromycota; Mucoromycetes; Mucorales; Mucoraceae
Product: WD40-repeat-containing domain protein
Exons: 8
Coding region: 1-1350 (449 amino acids)
Cellular component (GO): Set1C/COMPASS complex
Molecular function (GO): protein binding
Source: RefSeq, a predicted model, not a curated record